Messenger RNA from Microtus ochrogaster (prairie vole), 3648 nucleotides. NCBI's taxonomy places the organism in Eukaryota, Metazoa, Chordata, Mammalia, Rodentia, Cricetidae. The record is from RefSeq and is a predicted model, not a curated record.
UUCGCCUAGCACGCGGGCUGGAGAAGCUGGCUUUGUUGCCAAGCUGUGCCCUUAUUCCCCCCAUUCCGAGCUUACCCAGUUUACUCUUGGAAGGAUCCCAGAGCCCUGAUCAGAGCCCAUCAGGCCUUAGAACCAAGAAUUUUGGGAAACGUAGGGCUGAAGUCUCCUCUUUUUCUCCCUUUAAGCCGUGAGCGUCUCACACCAUGGCAGUUCCUGAGACCCGUCCCAACCACACUAUUUAUAUCAACAAUCUCAAUGAGAAGAUCAAGAAGGAUGAGCUCAAGAAGUCCCUGUAUGCCAUCUUCUCCCAGUUUGGCCAGAUCCUGGAUAUUCUGGUGUCUCGGAGCCUGAAGAUGAGGGGCCAGGCCUUUGUCAUCUUCAAGGAGGUCAGCAGUGCCACUAAUGCCCUGCGUUCCAUGCAGGGGUUCCCCUUCUACGACAAGCCCAUGCGCAUCCAGUAUGCCAAGACUGACUCGGACAUCAUUGCCAAGAUGAAGGGCACCUUUGUGGAAAGGGACCGCAAACGAGAGAAGAGGAAGCCCAAAAGUCAGGAGACACCAGCUGCCAAAAAGGCUGUUCAGGGUGGGGCAGCUGCCCCCGUGGUGGGCGCUGUUCAGCCUGUACCGGGUAUGCCGCCCAUGACUCAGGCUCCCCGCAUCAUGCACCACAUGCCAGGCCAGCCUCCUUACAUGCCACCACCUGGCAUGAUCCCACCACCGGGCCUUGCUCCUGGCCAGAUCCCCCCUGGGGCCAUGCCCCCGCAGCAGCUCAUGCCUGGACAGAUGCCGCCUGCCCAGCCUCUCUCUGAGAAUCCACCCAAUCACAUCCUGUUCCUCACCAACCUGCCUGAGGAGACCAAUGAGCUCAUGCUGUCCAUGCUUUUCAACCAGUUCCCUGGCUUCAAGGAGGUGCGUCUGGUCCCCGGGCGGCACGACAUUGCCUUUGUGGAGUUUGACAAUGAAGUACAGGCUGGGGCAGCACGAGAUGCCCUGCAAGGCUUUAAGAUCACGCAGAACAAUGCCAUGAAGAUCUCUUUUGCCAAGAAGUAGCGCCUUCCCCCACGGGGCGUCCCGGUCCCCAUUCUGGGGCUGCCCCUUACCCCCCCCCCCCUUGGCUCAGUUCCUGAAGGUAAGUCCCCCUUGGGGGCCUUCUCAGAGCCACGUGUGAGUGUGUGGUUGCCACACAGCAUUGUACCCAGAGUCUGUCCCUAGACAUUGCACCUGGCGCUGUUGGCUUGUGAUUAAAGUGGUUUUUUUGAGGGUUGGUUUUUCACCACUAUUGUCUGUUUUAUUUUGUCUUCCUUGGUUCCCUCCACGUGGAGAGGUUGAAUCUCCUGGCCUCUGUGGGUUCACUCACAAUCUUGGAAAACACACAUGAGUAUAACGAUAUUAACCACAACUUAAGCUACAUUGACAGCUUCGGCAGGGUGGUGUUUUGUUUUGUUUUGUUUUGUUUUUUUUUUGGUCUCAAAUUAUUGAGGACAGGAAAGACACCCGUGUGCAUUAGGGCAGGUCGUGAGCUGCACAAGGAUACUCCUGCUUCAGAAGUAAUGCACGCUAUUACAGAGGAAUGGCUCACUGAAGACUGUCCCUGUGAAAGAGCAGGACAGAGCUGUUGCUUGCAUCACUAAGGGACUACCAUGUUGUUGCAGACAGGCAAGUGGAAACAUCUCUUUCCACAUUGGCCUAAUGGCUGUGACAUGUGGGUUCUGUGGUUAGCCCAUCUGAUUUGUAGUAGUUUGGGGCCUCCCUAGCUGUCAUUCAGUGGGCAGUUAAGUUUUUUCUUCCUGUGUGAGAACUCUUGUUCCUGCCAUGAUGGUGAUCAUGUUUGUUCCCACGAACACCACCAGGCACCGUGCCAGCAAUCAGCAGAUUCAGUAUAUACUAGCUGAAUACUAGGAGAUGCUGAAUAAAACUUGAGAGCGAAAAUUAAAGCUGAUAGGCAGGCCUAUGGUCCUAGUACCCAGAAGGCUGGGGUAGGGGGAUUGCCCUGAGUUCCCUGGCAGCCUGAGCUGUUGUGGUGGGGCUGUAGAGCUGGGAACAGUAGGCUAAUCAGGGGAAAGUUCCUCUGAGGAGGUGUCCUAGGUGGAGCCGCUAGUGCUGGGUUUGUAGAGGUGUUUCAUUUAUCUCCACCCCCUGAUAAACUCUUUUCUGAAUAAGCCAAUGUGUGACCAUUGCCUGCCUGCCGCGAGGUUGUGCCUGGCAGGCUCAGAGGUCAGGGUGCCCUGAGUCACUGCUGUGAUCUUGACAAGUGACUGAACUUGGGGCCAGUUUUCUCUUCUGUGGGGCAGAAAAUGAAAGUCAAAGCACAGCAGUGUAGAGUGGCCAGUACGGCCCGAAGCGAAGGUGGUCUUGGACCAAGUGCCCCAGCUACUCGGCCACCAGAGUAGCGGCCAGUGCAUUUCUGGAGGCAGUGCCGAGAUCCUGAGGUGGGGGUGCUUUAGUGCUUGAGCUCCUGAAUGUGGUGAGAUGGGGGAGGGGAGUACAGAGUGGGCAGUAGAAGCUGCCUUGGUCACAUGGGUCCCGUAUGAACUUUGUGUGGUUAGCCUGGGUCUUUCAACAUGGCUCUGGUGUUUGUACUUUUAAAAUCCCCUGUGGUUUGAACUGGUGACCUGCUUCAGAAGCAAAAUCCCUGUCUAACUGAAGCCUGAGUUCAGAAUCCUGCAGUACUUUUUUCUAUCUUGAUUUUUUUAUAUUUAUUUUAUGUAUGUGAGUGACCUGUCUUCGUUCGUGCCCACCAGAAGAGGGAAUCAGAUCCCAUUACAGAUGGCUGUGAGCCACCAUGUAGGUGCUUGGAAUUGAACUCAGGACCUCUGGAAGUGCAUCCAGUGUUCUUUACUCUUUGAGCUAGGCUGAGCCAACCCCCUUGACUGCACCUUCCCAGUGUUUAUCAGCAUCUCCCAUCACACCUGGCCUCUUACAUUUCACAUCAACUAAGCAUUGAUCACAUGCAACAGCUGUAACUUUGGCAGUGGGAGGUGUGACGGUAAAACUAGCAACUUUCUUCUUCACAAUUUCACACAAUCUGUUAUUUCCAUACGAAAGCCUGAAACUUUUUGGCUAACCCCCCCCCCCCCCAUAUAUAAAUGGUGGUAGUGGAGCGAUGACUCAGCAGUGAAGACCAUUUGCUCUUUGAGGGGCCCAGGUCUGGUCCCAACACCCUCUUUGGUUCAUAAUUGCCUGUAACUCCAGCCCCAGGGCAUCUGAUGCCCUCUUACGGCCUCCAUAGGCAGCUGCACUUACAUGCACCCCCCCAUAUACAUAAAUAAAAGUUUAAAAAUAAAAUGUUUGCUUGUUUGUGCUUUGUACAUUCCAGAUAGAUUUCAAAUUCCCAGUCCUGCCCAGACUCCCAAAUGCUGGAACUAUAGGUCUACGUCAGCACACUUGGCAGCAUCACUGCUUCUGUGCUGAGUCCACUAUGAAGUGCAGUAAGGAUGACUUAGUCACAGGCAGUUGAACAUAGCCGUGGUCUGCUUCCAUGAAUGAUGAUAACGUGUACAAUGUGCUAGACUGGACACAAAUCUGAUUCACAUCCUUGGCGUGCUGAAAUGGAACUGGGUGGGAUUUCAUGUCAGUAUUCAAAAUAACUUGUAAUUUAAAUUUUAAAAAAUACUUCUAGCUGGGCGGCGGUGGUGGUGCACGCCUUUAA